Molecule: messenger RNA, 5392 nt
Organism: Acipenser ruthenus (sterlet)
Lineage: Eukaryota; Metazoa; Chordata; Actinopteri; Acipenseriformes; Acipenseridae
Product: phosphatidylinositol 3,4,5-trisphosphate 3-phosphatase and dual-specificity protein phosphatase PTEN
Exons: 10
Coding region: 404-1690 (428 amino acids)
Biological process (GO): cell motility; protein dephosphorylation; negative regulation of cell population proliferation
Cellular component (GO): cell projection; cytosol; nucleus
Molecular function (GO): phosphatidylinositol-3,4,5-trisphosphate 3-phosphatase activity; protein tyrosine phosphatase activity; inositol-1,3,4,5-tetrakisphosphate 3-phosphatase activity
Source: RefSeq, a predicted model, not a curated record
AUAUAUAUAUAUAUAUGUGUAUGUGUGUCACAAUUUUCUGGUUUUGGAAGCGCUGGAGAGGUUUUUCUCUCCGCUUUUUUCUCUUUAAUCACGGCGGCGGCUGUAGAUUCAGAGACUUGGGCCGUUUUUAAAACGUUACGUUUCGGGAGUUGGACGAAUAUAAACCUUUUCGCUUUGGGGAUUGUGAAAGAAAUUGCGGGUUUGUGGAAGCCGGGCCUCUGGCGGAGCAGUGUAAGGCCCUCCUGUGUGAACCAGCAACAGCCAUUCUAAUCCAGCUAGCGACGAAAGAGCGAGAGAAGGGGAGCCGCAGAAAUCAGAGCAAAAGGAAGACAGAGUGGGACAUAACCAUUUCCAGCCAAGGAGCCAACAAUACUUUAUUAAUAAAAUCGCCCAACAGACUAUCAUGGCAAUGGCUGGGAUCAUCAAAGAAAUCGUUAGCAGAAACAAAAGGAGAUACCAGGAAGAUGGAUUCGAUUUGGACUUGACUUAUAUUUAUCCUAACAUUAUUGCCAUGGGAUUCCCUGCCGAAAGACUUGAAGGUGUCUACAGAAACAACAUAGAUGAUGUAGUACGGUUUCUGGAUUCAAAACAUAAAGAUCAUUACAAGAUAUAUAAUCUAUGCGCAGAAAGACAUUAUGAUGCUAACAAAUUUAACUGCAGAGUUGCACAGUACCCCUUUGAAGACCACAAUCCACCCCAGCUAGAGCUUAUUAAACCUUUUUGUGAAGAUCUUGACCAAUGGCUGAGUGAAGAUGACAAUCAUGUUGCAGCAAUUCACUGCAAAGCUGGAAAGGGACGAACGGGUGUAAUGAUAUGUGCUUAUUUGCUACACCGAGGCAAAUUUCUAAAAGCACAAGAAGCACUAGAUUUUUACGGUGAAGUGAGGACCAGAGACAAAAAGGGAGUGACAAUUCCCAGUCAGAGGCGUUAUGUAUAUUACUACAGCUUCCUGUUGAAAAACAAGCUGGACUACAAACCAGUGGCAUUGUUAUUUCACAAGAUGGUGUUUGAAACUGUUCCCAUGUUCAGUGGUGGAACAUGUAGGGAUACUACAGUUAAAAACAAGAGUGAGCAGAUUCCUCAUGGUUUCAGAAAAGGGAAUUGGCACUGGGAUCCUCAGUUUGUGGUUUAUCAGCUUAAAGUGAAGAUCCACACCUCAAAUCCAGCACACACAAGACGUGAAGAGAAGUACAUGGUUUUCGAGUUUCCACAACCAUUACCAGUGUGUGGCGACAUCAAGGUGGAGUUUUUCCACAAACAGAACAAGAUGAUGAAGAAGGAUAAAAUGUUUCACUUCUGGGUCAACACAUUCUUCAUCCCUGGACCGGAACACAAUUCAGAGAAAGUAGAAAAUGGAAGCUUAGUUGGAGUAAAAGAACUUGAUGGAAUUCAGAGUACAGAACGAGAAGACGACAAGGAGUAUCUUAUCCUCUCAUUGACGAAAAAUGACCUAGACAAAGCAAAUAAAGACAAAGCCAACAGAUCCUUCUCUCCAAACUUCAAGGUGAAGUUGUAUUUUACAAAAACAGUGGAGGAGUCAUCAAAUUCAGAGGCCAGCACAUCAACUUCAGUAACACCGGACGUUAGUGACAAUGAACCUGAUCACUAUAGAUACUCGGACACCACUGACUCUGAUCCAGAAAAUGAACCUUUUGAUGAAGAUAGACAUACACAGAUAACAAAAGUCUGAAAUAUUUUUAUGGGGGGGGGGGGGGGGAACAAAACUAAACCACAAGAGAAAAGGAAAAAAACUUGAAUAUAAACUGAAAAGCAAGUACCUUUUUAAAAUGGCAAUAGGACAUUGUGUUUAGUAAAAUGCUAUCAAUUAUAGGAACAAUUCUCUUUUCCUGACCAAUUUUGUCUUGCCCCAUACAUCCACAAGGUUUUAACACUUGUCCAGUGGAAAAAGGUUGUGUAAUGUUAUGUAUAGACCUUUUUGUGUCAAAAGGACAGUUGAAAAAGAAACUCACAUCCAGAGAUGAGAUGGCACUUUCCCAUUUAAUUCCAGUUUUAUUAGGUGGAGACAGUUCUGGUGUGUACGUAGGAGUAUAUUUCCUGUUGUGUUCCGUCACCAACUGUAGGUGCUAAAAUGCUAACCAGGGUUCAUGUCCUACCCCACUUCAUUCCCACACAACACAAAUGACCAUGUUACGGUUGGCUAGAAGAAUUGCUGAAAAAGGUUUGCUACAUUUAAUGGAAGCAAUUUGUAUAAGGGAUGGCAAGAGCACAUUUUGAAAGUGUUGGGGGGGGGGGGGGGGGGGGGGGGGGAUGGUCUUUGCUGGUUUAUGCACCACCUCCAGCUACAGAAAUGCACCUUUCUAGCUUGUGACGGUAAUGAAUCCUUGGAUGAUUAUGGAAUCAGCUGCUGCUUUUUGUUUUGUGCUUUUCUUUUUUUUUUCUUCAAAAAGCAAUGGUGCUAGAAAAGGCAGCUAGAGGGAGCGAUUCUUUUUAAAUGGAGUGGAGGAGGAGGGAAUACACAAAUUGCAUUUAAGAAAUGCUGCUCCAUCUACGCUGUAAAAACAAGGCCAGUGCUUUUGUCGGUCACGUUUUAUAUUCUUUUUUCCGCCCAGUUUUACCUACUGUGAAUGCUUAAUGUGCUGUUUGCAGGCUGUUUCCCAUAAUGUGUAAUUAUGCAGUGAAGUUCUAGUCUAGCAGUUUCUUUUUUUUUUUUUGGCUUUAUGGCAUCUAAGCAUUUUCCAUUCCUUCUACCACUGUGUAUUCUGUUAAGUAUGCAGGAAAACAGUAUCCCAUGUAAAUGUCAAUGUGUUCUUUUUUUAAUAAUAAAAUGAUACACAAAACAGCAGGGAAAACCAGUGUUGCAAUAAUGUUAACACUAUUCAUUUGAAAAGGCUAAUCGUAUGUUAUUGGCAUUAGUGUCCAUGUCCUUUUUUUUAUUUUUUUUUAAAUUUUUUAUAUACAUUGUUCUACAUAGAUUUCUAAUCUGUCAUUUGAACUGUAUUAAGCCAGAAGUUCAUUCAAAAAUAGCAUUAAGUCCCAUGGAGUCUGGCAGAUAUGGUAAAGAACAGGACAGUCAAAUCCUAAUAGGAUUGCUCUAUGUAAUAAGUGAGUUUCACUGUUCUCCUUGGUUAAUAAUAAACUGAGGAUGUGCUCAAUGUUCAGUGUUCAUCUUAUGAAAAUUAACCUUAUUGGGGUUUAUGGUAUGAAUAGGUAACUACUUCAGGCAAAGGGCAAAUUAACUUUGGAUCUGAUUUAGGUACUCUGGGAUUUCAGAUGUUUGGCUCCCAAAGUCAACUGUGUUUGUAGCCUUAUUGUGUAAGGUCUAACUAGAUCUAGAUCCUUUUGUAUAUCAAACAAUGGUGCUUACAAACUGCCAAACAGCAAAUGUUAAAUAGCUAAUAAACAAGAGCCAAGAAUCUCUGCCCAACAUACAUUGCAAGUAGCAUUAGUGACAUACACACGUGUGUGUGAGAGAGAGAAAGAUGUCCCAAGCAAUACAAUGUGCUCCUUGCUUGUAUUUGUACAAUCCAAAAACGUAGGGGUCUGUGACAAUGAAUAGGUUUAACAUGUUUUCAGUCAGUUUGGAGGAGGGAUAGUGCAAGUGUAGAUUUCAGGAAGUCUCUUGCUUGCUUUAUACAUGCCCUUUUAUGAAGACUAUAUAUAUAUAUAUAUAUAUAUAUAUAUAUAUAUAUAUAUAUAUAUAUAUAUAUAUAUAUAUAUAUAUAUAUAUAUAUAUAUAUAUUAUAAUAAAUAAAUACAAAAUUACACACUAGAACUGAAAUCAAGAUGUCUCGCCUAUUAGCGUGCAGGACAGACCAAAAACACUUUCUUGGGCAGCAACAUUUGGCGAGGGUUGUAAGCUGCCUUUUGCACUACUAAAUGUGACACUGCUGUGUACAACUCUACAUGCUCUGUUCCCUGGGUAUUUAUAGUGAGGGAGGAGUGUAUUUAUUUAGAUAAGAGCAAAUAUACUUGUUGACUCAAGCCAACCCUUUAAUAUAAAAUACAUUUUAGAUUUUUUUUUUUUCUGUUUACAUCUUCCAGCACCACAGAAAACCUGCCAAAAUGCCAAUGUGCAUAUUCAUGAUUUGUUUUUGUUUGCUUUGUACUGUAUUUGUACCCCCCCCCCCCCCCCCUUCUCCCAUAUAAACUAGAUAAAUCAUGGAAUGUUUUUUGGGGAUGGCCUACUGGAGAUUUCCUUUGCCUUUACAUGUUGAUGGUGCUUACACUUCUACUGCUUUGGAACUGCUCUACUUUUCUGCCCAAGCAUGACCUAUAUAAUGUUUCGGAUGCUAUUGACUGGGUUAAGGUCACUACAUAUUCUUAAAAGCUUUUGCACUGUGCCAGGUUUUGAGGGUCUCAGUCAGGGGUCCAUAAAUGAGUGUCACUUAAAAUUGUCCAACAGGCCUUGUGAGAUGGAGGUGAAACUAAAUAGUAUUGGUGCAUCACCCCCCCAUUCUGUUUUUAUAUAGUGUCGGUAUACAGUACUCGACCUCAGCAUCGCCCCCCCCCCCCCCCAACCAACACACACACAGAACCAAAUGCCUUUUUCUUUGACUUUGUUUUCUUUUUAUUUACUUAACGGUAUUCUGGUAAAUGCAUUCUGUAGGUAUUCUUUCUCCUUUUCUUCAGUUUCUGGACUGUAAUCUUAAUACUUUUGGAUGUUCAGCAGCUUAAAUAUAUGAAACUGUUCAAGGGCAUCACUGUUAAGGAGCUUACUGUUAGGUCCCAGGCCAUCCCUAAUCGUCUGUAGCCCCACUUUGGAAAGAUUUGCCGCAGUACCUUAAGAGAAGAAAACAGAAAAUAAAACUCCUGACAGCCUUAGAGGCCAUUAACUGUGGCACAGGUUAUAAAACUUGAGUGGAGUUCACAGGCAGCAUCACAAUUAAGUUUCAGCUUUAAAAUAUUCAUAAAGGUGCCAGUGUGCAAGUUUUCAUGUCACUAGUUUCCAGCAGAUUUGUGCAAUAUGUUUUAACAAUGCCUGUGGUUGCCACAAAGUGCCUCUUGUUUACUGUUAAAAUACUGUUGUCAUGCAUGCAGAUGGACGGGUGGAACUGCACUAAAUUAAAGGGGCUUUAACUGCAGUGUUGGGCAGAGCUGCCUGCUGCUCUGCCCAUUCAGUUUUGGGUUUCUUUUCAUGUAGAGUAUGUAUACUCAAUAUAUUUUCAGUCUGUUAUAAUAAAUUUAAAAAAAAAAAAAAAAAAAAAAAAGCCUUAUUCCAUUUCAGCCUGUUCUGAAUACUAUUGUGCUGUGCAACAGUCGCUCUGUGUGUAAUGCUAUGCACUGAGAAUACACAACCAACAAACCGAUGUAUAAAAUUGUGUAAUGAUGCUCAUACAAAUCAGAUGUCCAUUUGUUAUUGUAUGUGUUUAACUACCCUUUAUCUUAGUGUUAUAAACUCCACUUAAAACCAAUUAAAGUCUCAUUCUUGUCA